AUGGAUUUAGAUCGCAACCAACCUCCUCCUCUUAGAAGCCGGAGCCGAUCGCCUCCCCGUCCUUCGCCCCCUCAUCGACCAUCAGCUGACCGAGGCCCCAUGAGUCUAGAUGGCGGAGAGAGUGAAGUUGGGGAGUCAGGUCAAUCUCGGUUUGGGGUCAAUAUUCCAACCCAACCACGGGGCCUAAGUGGCCGCCAAUCGCCCCCAACAGGGCCAUUGCAGGGACCAAGAGGCAUUCCUCCCCAUCCUCGUGGCUCUCAUAACUUAUCCGUCUUGUCGGCACCUACGCGCCCUCGUCGUGGUCACGGUUCCCGCGACGGACCCUGGCCCAGUGGGCCAAUGCCCCGCCGUGGUCCAAUCUCGACUACACCGCACGGUCCGCCUUCAGGUCCUCGAGCUUCAUUUUCUUCUGGCAUGCCAGGAGGAAACUUCCGUCAUCCGGGGUCCCGGCAGAAUAGCACUAUUUCUGGCCCACCUCCUGCCUCGCCCGUCCCAAAAACCCCCGGUCAUCUCGCUGGAUUAUCUACUGUGAUUCCGGCAGGCAGGGUCCUCCCAUCUGGGCUAGAUCCGGUCGCGGAGAAGCGUCUCACCCAGCUCGAAGCUGACCACGAGAGGCUACUUCAGCAGAUGGCUGAGAGUCAACGACUGAAGCGAGCAGGACUGCGCGAUUGGGAUCGACUGGACCACGAAAGCUCUAUCUGCGCGCUUAAGAGUGAACUAGCCGACGGACAUCUACAACGGAUGGCAGAUGAGGCUAUUGGAGGUGGGGUACCCUUCUGA
Penicillium malachiteum is the source of this 780-nucleotide messenger RNA. RefSeq lists its product as uncharacterized. The record is from RefSeq and is a predicted model, not a curated record. Lineage: Eukaryota; Fungi; Ascomycota; Eurotiomycetes; Eurotiales; Aspergillaceae. Bases 1 to 780 code for a protein of 259 amino acids. The transcript has a single exon.